Molecule: messenger RNA, 3168 nt
Organism: Physella acuta
Lineage: Eukaryota; Metazoa; Mollusca; Gastropoda; Physidae
Source: RefSeq, a predicted model, not a curated record
AUUUUUAAAGAUGGCUGCUAAAUUAGUUCUCUAGGGCCCAUUCGCUGGUCACUAAGUCUAGAAAUCUACUCUAGCUAGAUAGUGUAGUUACAAUUGAUUGCAGAAAAAAGACACCAUUAAAUUUAUUGGCCUGCUAAAACAUGGCAACAAAUGGAACUGCUGCCUCGUCUGUUUCUCAAGGCACUCAAGCUGGUUUAACUAUAAAUGAUUUAAUAAAGUCAGGAAAAUACAAGAAAGUGAUCAUUGAUUCUCAACCACACAACUCUGGGGAUGCAACUACAGUACAGAAAGGCAAUGUGAGUGUGGUAGGAAAUUCACCCAAGGAAUGUGGACCAGGUGUUAUCAGGUUAAAAAUUGUAAAUACAUCAAAGGAAGGUCAAAAAGUUGUGGGGACUGGGAGUUUAAAUUUGCCAGGAAAUUCACCCAAGGAUGGUCAAAAAGUUGUGGGAACUGGGAGUUUAAAUUUGCCAGGAAAUUUAUCUAAGGAUGGUCAAAAAGUAGUGGGGACUGUUAGUUUAAAUUUGCCAGGAAAUUCAUCUAAGAAUGGUCAAAAAGUUGUGGGAACUUCGAGUUUAAAUUUGCCAGGAAAUUCAUCCAAGGAUGGUCAAAAAGUUGUGGGGGCUGGGAGUUCAAAUUUGCCAGGAAAUUCAUCCAAGGACUGUCAAACAGAUGAUAGCAGCGUGAAGUUUUUAAUAGAAUCAUUAACAAAAUAUCAAUCUGAUACUUACGUGAAUUUGACUGGAAGUUUGUCUAAACAAAGCGAACCUGCUGAUAGCAAAAUGAAUUUGACAGGAAAUUUAUCUAAUAAACGUCCAACUGCUGCUGGCAAAGUGAACACCAAAGGAAAUUCAACAAAGAAACGUCAAACUGCUCGUCAACGUCGGAUUAAAAAAAGACCACAGAAGAAAACUGUGGGGAAAAAGCGUGGUCCCUAUCGCACAUUUUACCGCAAAAAGUUUGAACAAGAUGGCUUUCACCAGGCUUCAUUAAUAAGGCAAUAUGCUGCUUCUAUGGAAAAAUUAACAGUGGAUAUUGAGUCAGAAGGUGAUAGCGGUCGCAAGAAAGCAGCUGGGAAACAGAAAAGAGCCAGUAAGUGUAUUAUAAACCCUUGUGAUGUUUUUGAUGAAGAGACAAUACGCAAUCAGAAGUGGUGUUUUACAUCACUGGCGCAAGCUGUGAUUAGUGUUGAGGCGGCCAUGGUUUGGCUAGCACAGCGGAGGCUGAUCUCCAAUACCCACCUGUGCGACCUCUGCUGGUGUCCGUGUCAGCUUGAGUCGUAUCCGAGUGGUAUGGAUUUAAAACGUUGGUGCUGUACGAAAUGUGAGCGCAGGAAGGCGUUAAGAGAUGGGUCAUUUUUCAGGGGGUACCAUUUGCCGUUACCUCAGAUUGUUCUUUUGAUUUACCUUUUUGCCAAUAAUUUCCCUACACGGAUAAUUUGUACAGAGCUGGGCCUUGACCAUCCGAAAACAGCGUGUGAAUGGCUCGGUUCCUUUCAUAAAGACAUUGAACGUUACCUUGCCGAAAAUAAAACAGAAAUCGGUGGCAUUAAUACUAAAGAUGAGCCUAUUAUUGUUGAAUUAGAUGUGACAACUCAUUUUAAAGAGAAAUAUAAUCCAGAUUCUGCAAACAAAGGGGAAUGUGUACUAGGUGGUGUUGAGCGCAUUUCAAAAAAAAGCUUUUAUGUUGAGCUUCCUGACAGCAAUGAGGAAACCUUAGCAAAUGCCAUUUUUGAUCAUGUGUUACCAGGGUCUAUCGUCAUGACAAGAACCCAAAAACCAUUUGGGAAUUUAACUAAAAUAAGCACUGGUAUACUGCAGCACAUAACCGAGGAAAAGAUGGGCCCAGGUUUGGAGAAUGAAAUUAAUACCAGAACUAUGCACAGUUUGUGGCGCACUGUUAAGAAAAGGAUACAACGCAAUGCUUAUGCACGUAAAACGUUUUCUUACAUGCAGUAUCUCCGGCUUUACGAACUCCAAUCACGUUAUAAGAGCAAAAACGCGUUUGGUGAGUUUCUGUUGGUUUUAGCUGAGCUUUACCCUGCCCAGUAAGGGUAUGGUUCAAGUUUGGAUAGGAGUUUCUGUUGGUUUUAGCUGAGCUUUACCCUGCUCAGUAAAGGUAUGGUUCAAAUUUGGAUAGGAGUUUCUGUUGGUUUUAGCUGAGCUUUACCCUGCCCAGUAAGGGUAUGGUUCAAGUUUGGAUAGGAGUUUCUGUUGGUUUUAGCUGAGCUUUACCCUGCUCAGUAAAGGUAUGGUUCAAAUUUGGAUAGGAGUUUCUGUUGGUUUUAGCUGAGCUUUACCCUGCCCAGUAAGGGUAUGGUUCAAGUUUGGAUAGGAGUUUCUGUUGGUUUUAGCUGAGCUUUACCCUGCUCAGUAAAGGUAUGGUUCAAAUUUGGAUAGGAGUUUCUGUUGGUUUUAGCUGAGCUUUACCAUGCCCAGUAAGGGUAUGAUGCAAAUUUGGAUAGAAGUUUCUGUUGGUUAGAGCUGAGCUUUACCCUGCCCAGUAAGUGUAUGGUACAAGUUUGGAUAGAUGUGAACAUAUAAAUGGUGCAGCACAAACAAUACAUUAUUCUGCUUAAUUGUACACAGUUUUAAACUGUUGGUUAUUUUAAUUUUUUUUACUUCUGGACUGUUUCAUGACUCAUAGUGUUACAUUCUACAAAAUUUAUGCUGAACUUAGUCAUGCAAGGCUGUUGUUUAUUUUUCUACCACUUAUUAAUACUAACCCUAUGUUGGAUAAAUAAUGAGUUUUACCAAUAUCUUGAUAUUAUUUCAGUAUGUUUUGAUGGAUUAGAAAAAAUAGUGGCACUCAACAUGCUUUUUGCAAUUGUUGUUUUUUAAAUCCCUAUUUAGUUGUUAAAGUUAUAACCUGGCUAAGAGAAGAGGUCCUAUUUGAUGUUGGAUAAUUGCUUUACUUUAAAAAUUAAAGCAAUUUCUUGUUAUAUAAAAUUAAUAUUUUCUAAUGCAAAUAAUUUGUGUUUAUUUUUAAUUAUGAAUGACAAAAAAUUAUUAGUUUUUUUAAAUAGAUAUAUACUAUAGUGAUAUAUGGCUAAUUUGAGAUUUGGUUGUACUUAGUUAGUCAUGUUCAGUUUGUACAAAUUGUAUUUAAAGUUAAAUUUAAUAUAUGUAGGGUUCAAACUCUAAAAACAUGAACAGUCACACAAUAAAACAU